UCAUGAAAUGAGAGAGGACACAUACAGUACAAAGAUUCAGCUAUAUUCAAUUUUGGUCUUCUUGCAAAAGUAACCUCUAAAGACGGGACUUUUGAAGACGGUUCUCUUUUGUAAAUACUGUAUGGAAAAAAAAAUGACUAUAGCCUAUAGUGUAUGGUUAAACGUUAUUACCGCGAUUCACAUAAUGCACUUUAACUAUGCAUAGACAUCUAAAAUUGUCUAUGCAUUGGCAGUGGCAUUUUUGGGUAGCAAAACAAUUAAUACACCACAGACGGUAACGGUGAGAGAAUGAGUCCGUGUGAGGGGUUCGUACACUACAGGUGCAUAUAAAGUGCGGGGAAAAACCACUGGUCCGUAUGCGGGUUUAAUCGGGAUGGGAUGUUUCCUUGAAGACAGCCACAGAAACGAGCUCUCAGAUCAACUACCUGCCCUUUCCUUGGGCCAGUGCUGCAAAUUGUGAGCGGGAUCUCUGCACCAGCUGCACUACACGCCGUUCAGAGAGGAUGAAGCAUUUGGAGAACCUCGACAGUCUCUGGAGCUUGGGGAGCGAGGGGUGCGCUGUAGGGAUGCGAAAGCGGACAAUGGGAUCCAGCGGACCUGAGAUGCUUCUCUGUAUGGAUGUACCUACGACUGUACUGAUUGUUCACCUGACAUUAACGGCUAUUGCAGGGGAGGCAAUGAUGGCCAGCAGGGCGGCAGUAGAGGGCUGUCCCCUUGGCCAGUUUCCAUGUGGCAAUCUGAGUGUCUGCCUGCCCCAAGUUUUCCAGUGUAAUGGCCAAGCAGACUGCCAGAAUGGGGCAGAUGAGGAGAACUGUGGCGACAACAGCGGCUGGGCAGCCUUCUUUGACCAGACCAUCAAGAGGAUGGUUCCUCAGGAGUUCCGCAGAGGCUGCUUUCUGGAGCAGUACCCAGAGCACUGCAGCUGCAUCGAGACCAGUCUCCAAUGCGUCAGUCUGAAGCUUAAGGAGGUGCCACUGGUGUCGGCCAAUGUAACUUCGCUAUCCCUUAGGAGUAAUGAAAUCCGAAAGCUGCAGGAUGAAGUCUUUUCCAUGUUCUCCGAACUGCAGAGACUAUUCCUCCAGAACAAUGGCAUACAGAUUGUGUCCAGCCAGGCAUUCAGAGGACUGCACCAGCUCCGGAAACUGUCCCUGAGUCAGAAUAAUAUAACAUCACUGAGGCCUGGUGUAUUCAACGACCUCCAUAAAUUGCACUGGCUCAUCCUGGACGACAAUCCCUUGAAGAGGGUCUUGCAGGACACGUUCCUCGGCCUCACGUCCCUGUUUUUCCUAUCUAUGGUGAACACGUCCUUAGAGCAACUCCCAGAGGCCAAGUUCUGCCACCAUAUGCCUGCACUGAGUUGGCUGGACUUUGAGGGAAAUCGAAUCCAGACUUUCAAAUUCUCCUUGCUGCUGUCGUGCGAAGAACUCACCGUGCUGUCUCUCCGUGACAACAACAUCAGCGUGCUGCAGGAGAACACCUUCCAGCCCCUGCAGGACCUGGGAGAGCUCGACUUGUCGAGCAACCAGAUUAUCGAACUUCCAAGCGAUAUCUUCAGGGGCUUAAAAUCUUUGCAGACUCUAAAUAUUUCCCACAAUCCUUUGGUUCGUAUCCACCCUAGACAGUUUGAUCCCCUCAUGCAUCUUCAGUCUCUAAGCCUGGAAGGCAUUGAAAUCCCAGAUAUCCAAACCAGAAUGUUCCAGUCUAUGAAGAACCUCUCCCACAUCCUUUACUCUCACAGAUACUUUAAAAAGUUUCAAUACUGCUCAUAUGCUCCCCACGUGCGGAAAUGCAAGCCCAACUCGGAUGGGAUCUCCUCCAUCGAAGACCUUCUCGCCAGCGUCAUUCUCAGGGUGUCGGUGUGGGUCAUGGCCUUCAUCACCUGCUUCGGGAACCUCUUCGUUAUCGGCAUGCGCUCCGUCAUCCGGGCCGAGAACAACCUACACGCCAUGUGCAUCAAGGUUCUAUGCUGUGCAGACUGCCUGAUGGGGGUGUAUCUGUUCCUCGUGGGGGUGUUCGACGUGAAGUUCCGGGGGGAGUACAACCGCAAUGCCAAACUGUGGAUGGAGAGCUCCACCUGCCACACCAUGGGUUUCCUGGCCAUGCUGUCCUCCGAGGUGUCUGUCAUGCUCAUCACCUAUCUGACCAUGGAGAAAUUCCUGGCCAUCGUCUUCCCCUUCAGCCGUCUGCGGCCAGGCAAGCGACAGACCGCCUGCAUGCUGGCCUCCAUCUGGCUCCUGGGCACUGCCAUCGCGGUCAUCCCACUACUGGACGAGGGCCUCUUCGGCAACUACUAUGGCCGUAACGGCGUGUGCUUCCCGCUGCACUCAGACCGGUUGGACCGGCCAAUCAUUGAGGGAUAUUCAACAAGCAUCUUUCUGGGUCUUAAUCUUGCCGCCUUCCUGGUUAUAGUCGUCUCCUACUCCAGCAUGUUCUACUCCAUCUACAAGACGGGUCUCAACGCGGCCGACCUGAGCAGCCGGCUGCACCGCGACAUCGCUGUAGCUAAGCGCUUCUUCUUCAUCGUGUUCUCCAACGCCCUCUGCUGGAUCCCUAUCUUCCUGGUGAAGAUCCUCUCCUUGCUGGAAGUGGAGAUCCCAGACAGCAUCACUUCCUGGGUGGUGAUCUUUGUCCUGCCCAUCAACAGUGCCUUGAACCCCAUCCUCUACACGCUGACCACCAGCUUCUUCCGUGAGCAGGUGGAGAUGCUGCUAUAUCGCUGGCAGCGCCACCGAGUCCUCCAGAGGGACCGCAAGAGCUUGACCAGCUCAGGCCUGUACGUGGAAGCUUCCCAGCGAGCCUACUACCAUCCUCAGCCCUGUUUGCCUAGGACCACAGUCGAUGACAUAAACACCAAGUGUAGCUGACACUUAAAUUAAUAUAAUCUUGGUAUGUGGUAUUUCUUGUUUUAUGUAAAGUGGUUUUAUAUUUGCAUGUUAUUUUCUCUGCUUUUAAUUUGAAAGAGCUUGCAGGGAAUACAGUACUUUUAUUUUGAUACUUCCUGUUAAUCGUUAAAGAACCCAUAUGCGGGUAAGUUGGUUUGUUCUGGCGCGACUAGAGCUGGAAAAAGGACACAAAAUUGACAUUUAUUGAAUAUUCCAUGCAAGUUAGCGCCUAGCUGGAGUGGGAACGAGGUAUUUAUGCUUAAGUUGUGCUUCACAUGUUGUCUUUGUACCUUUUUGUUAAAGUUUCCUGUUGGUUUUAAAACCCAGUGAAGGUUAAUAUUUUUUUCUAUAAACUGUUUGGUACGCUGUGUUAAAAAGGGGUUUAAACACUUCUGUGAGUGGUAAAUGUGCACUCAUUUGUACAGGGAAAAUAUUUUGUUGGUAUAUGUAAUUAUUAUUUAUUUGCUAUUUUGUGUAUUUUCUUUGUAGCGCUUACGGUGCAUUUGUGAUUAAGCUGAUAUUAAAGUUCACCAAAAGCAUCAGUGGGCUUCACUGUCGUCCAGGUGGGGUAGCCACAGUAAGAGCUCGAGCCAUGCCAAUCCCGUUGGGUUGCUGUCUCCUUCACGGGUAUCGACCCGGAAGAAACGUCAUAGUGUUUUGCUGCUACAGUACUUCGUCUGCUUGGAGCUUCUCGUGUUAGACUCUAAAGCGGCCCUGCAUCUCAGGCACUGACUCCCCGUCUUCCAAGGUGACAGUAUUGCACAGCAAUCAAAGGGAUUAGGUGCGAUUGGGCAGAUAUUGUCAGAAAUGCAUCCUUCUCUACAUAUUAUCAAAUUCAACGAAACUGUGAGCAUUUGGAAGAAGAUUAAUAAACUGACUGAUGCAUUUUUUCGUUUGAGGUUGUAAACAAUUUACGGAUGCUAAUAUAACAUUUCAUCUUAACCUGUAAGAGGAGGAAAGGAAAGUCCUGUACCAUUAUACAUGGACAUUUGAUAUUAAUGAUAUAUUUUUGCUGUGUUCGGUAAUUGUUAUUGCACUAAAAGGGCUAUUGCAUUAAUUCAAUUUUUAUUUAUGGUAUAUAUAUAUGAUAAUGUAUGCAUUUCUGUGAGUGUGGUUUGCUAAUGUUUUCAUUUAUAAUAACCUUAGGUUUUUGCUGUUAUGUUUGGAAGUGACUCUAUUGUGUUUCUGUAGUAUAACAUUUCUGAACCAGUUAUGCAGCAUUGUAGUGGAGAUUGGUCUGAAGAGCAGGUUAACAGUAUCCAGCACGAAAUACUGAAGCUGAAGACUAUGCUACAUGAAGCGACAGAUGCAACAGAUGUAGAAGGACUUCAGCUGAAAGACGAAAUUGGUGCCAUGGAAUGGGCUUCAUCUGCUUUUCAAUGCAAGCUUCACAAAGUUGCUCAAGAGCUGUCUACCCCUCAACGCUCAACUCGAGUACACAACCAGAUGUAAAAGAUGCUUGCAUUUUCAGGAGUAGAGGUAUAAACAAGGAAGAACAGGCUGCUCUCUAUGACCAAUGGAAAAUCCAAGCUCAUCAGCCUGGAUCAACCUAAAUCAAACAUUCCAGAGAGUCAGCUGGGAUCUCUGAGUUGUUGGAGAAAGGUAAGGAAGACAUAAUGAAGAUUUAUCUUGAAGUUUGGCAACAAAGCACACCUUCAGCUGAGGUGAGGUGGCGAGUCGAUACUUGCAUUGCAGGUACAGCAGACCUCAUUAAAAUUACUUAUGAGAGAUUAGCAGGAAUUGAGGAGUUCGAUGAAGAACAGGAAAGAUGCCACCUCCAUGAGCUACUUGAUCGUGAUUAUACACAUUCAGUUUAUGGGUCUGCUGCCUCACAAAUCACAAAUUCCAGUCGUUCUAUCAUGAGCUCGGUGGCAGCCAAACGGGCAGAGGCAGCUGCCAAGUUGACAAUAAAGAAAGCAGAAUAUGAGAUGCUUUACAGGAAAUAGGGACAUAGGGAGUUAAUAGAGCAACAGCAGAGACCACUGGAAGUUCAACAAUGUGAGUUGGAGCAUCUAAAGGCAGAGAGAGAACCAAAGGCUGCAAGACAGACUGAAAGAUUAUGAACGGGAAGUAAAGCAGGAAACCUUUGUCCCAUCUUCUGAUCACAGCAAUCUUAAACCUGAUGAAGUUGUACGCAACAUUUAUCCAAAUGCAAUUCCCCAGUUUCAUAACAGAAGAUUUCCUAACAUGGAUGUUUUCACCUUAGCUCAAGCACUUUAAGACAGUAUCACAAUGAACAGGCUACCUGUCCCUGGACCCUUUGUGUUCAAUGGGGAUCAUCUUUCAAGUUUCUCUUUCAUAAAAGAAACAUCUCGUCUGCUGAAAAGCUUUUAUCUGAAGAAACAUGUUGGUAGUCCAGCCCACAAAAUUGUAGAUGGCACCUUUUACAGAAAUGAUGACGAAGCUUACCGAGAAGCUUAGACUAAGCUGAAUCAGCGCUAUGGUCAACUACUUCUUAUUCAGAGAGUGUUCAGAGCAAAACUUUAAAAACGGCCAAAAAUUCAAUCAAAGGAUGCUCAAGGACUCGGAGAGCUUUCAGAUUUUCUGAAUGCAUGUCAAGACGCCAAGCCACAAGAAAAUGGCCUUGAAAUACUGAAUGAUAAUGAAGAAAACCAAAAGAUUGUUAAAAAAAUUUCCUGACAGGGUUUCAUCUCGAUGAAACAGACAGGUUACCCAGAUGUUAAAUGAGAAGCAAGAAGUCCCCAGUUUCAAGGACUUUGCUGCCUUCAUUUUCACUAAAGCAAAGGUGACUUCAUUUCAUGCUCAACAUUCUUUGGAUCCAUUUUCUGAGAACCAAAGAUUUUGAGAGUAUAGGAAGGCCAAAGUAGAGUUUUUGGCAGUCUAACAAUUAUGGAAGACAAGGGUCAAACAUCAUCAAGGAAGGAUGAAAAAACAUGUUGUCUUUGCCAAGAUAAUAUAUACCAGCAUCAUGACGGCCCAAAGUUUGCAGCAAUGUCCUUAGAGGAGUGACAAAAAUAUUUAAAAGUAGGGAAACACUAUUAUGGCUGUUUAAAAUUUGGCCACAAUGCAAGGGACUGUCGUCAUCGCCAGUUGUGUGACAUUUGUAAUGGUAAGCACCACACCUGCCUCCAUGAUGACAGCUAUCUGCACAUAAAGAAGUCUGUGCCUCUCUCAGAGUUUUAUCUCAAGACCAGGCAAACAGCAGCUGUUAGAUCACUCUGUCUAACUGCAGAAAGCUCCCUUUACACCUCUAUUGUUGUGGCAGAGUAGAUGUCAACAAAGAGUGAUCCAUAGACAGAAAGACUUGUUUACGCUCUGCUCAACACUCAGAGUGACACCACCUUUAUCGAACAGGGAGUAAGCAAGCUGAAACUUAUCCUGUGAAGCUAAGACUGACCCCGGUGAAUGAAAAUUACACACUUCGUCAGAGUGAAAAGUCUUAGGGCUUUGUGUUAGAGGAUACAGUUCUGCUGUUUACAUUGAUCUUCCUCCAGCCUUCCACCGCCAAAGGAUUGCAUACCUACAUGUGAAACCUCUCCAAAAUAGCGGAUUAAGUUCCACCUCUCAAAGAAUGUGCCAUUGGACUGUUGAUUGGCAGUAAAUGCUCAAGACCCAUGGCACCAAAUCAAGUAACCUUAGGAGAAACUCAUGAACCAUAUGCCAUUCUUAUGGAUCUAGGAUGGAGCAUUGUGGGCUGAUAUUCACCAGAGUUUGAUAAGCCUAUCGUCAGUAAUCUCUACCAUUGUGUGGCCAUCAAAGAACUACAUCCAGCAACUCCUCAAGAUGCUAUUUGUGUUCUCGUAUCUGACUUCAGUGAUGAAAGAGAAGACAACAAAACAGUGUCACAACAUGUCAUCUCAGAGCUGGCAGUUGGAGACCUUGAAAUCAUAAAAGCUCAAUCUCCAAAAAUCAGAACCACUGAACGAGUGAAUCUUGCUGGACAUGAGCUGUUGCACAUAUUCUUAGACGCAUCAGCAAGGAUAAAUCCAGCGAUCUCCCUACCCUAGCGGAAACAAACACAGAACGUAUAAUAAUCAAAGAUCUUCAAGGGCAGGUAUACUAAAAUCAGUUGAAUUUGCUGAGUAAGGGGUUUUCACUCCAAUCCCACAAUAAGCUAUACUGUUUGAAUCCCUUCCUCAACAAGGAUGGUUUGCUUAUGGUGAGAGGAAGAUCGUGUAAUUCAUCCAUUCCCACAUCAUUCAAGCAUCCCACAAUUCUUCCCAAAGAUCAUUGUGUCACAAAAUAAUAAUUGCUCAUUGUCAUGAAAAGGUUGAGCAUCAAGGUAAAGGAUUCACUCUUAAUGAAAUCAGGUCAAUGGGCUAUUGGAUGCCAGGUAUUAAUCACACAGUAUCAUCAUUCAUUUAUCAGUGUGUGAACUGUAGAAGGCUUAGGAAGCCUGUAGUGGAACAGAAGAUGGCCAACUUGCCUCCUGAACAUGUAGGACCAUCACAUUUACUCACUGUGGAAUGGACUGUUUCGGGCCAUUGAUGACCAAACAGGAACAGAAGGUGCACAAGAGGUAUGGCCUUCUCAUUACUUCUCAUUACUCUUGUGCCACUCACUUGGAAAUGCUUGAAGACAUGUCUCCUGACUUUUUUACCAGUCUUCAAUGUUUCAUUGUGAUAUGGGAUGCAGUUCGCCUUAUCAGGGCAGCAACUUUGUUGGAGUAAAAUAGGAAUUCAGGAUGGACCUCAAGGAAAUUUAAUUCAGAAUGUUUGGCUUCAUUCCUUGCUGACAAGCAAUGCGAUUUUAGUAUGAAUGCCCUGUAUGCAAGCAAUGUUGGUGGCAUAUGGGAGAGACAGAUAAGGACAGUCAGAAACAUUCUCGGGACAACAACUGACUUCUCAUCUGGCAGGCUAAAUGAUACCUCUUUACAUGCAUUUCUUUAUGAAACCAUGGCAAUCGUGAAUAGUCGCCUACUUACUGUUGAUAAUCUUUCGGACCCGAUCAGUCUCACUCACUCCUAAUCAUCUCCUCAUUCAGAAGUCUGUUAAAACCUUACCCCCACCUUCAUGUUAAUUGUUAAAGAUCCCAUAGGCAGGUAAAUUGAUUUAUUCUGGUGUGACUAGAACUGAUGAAAGGAUGUGGAAUUGCUGUUUACCGAAUAUUCUUUGCAAGUUUGCGCCUAGCUGGAGUGAGAAUGAGGUUUUUAUGCUUAAAUCGUGUCUAAAAUGUUGUCUGUACUUUGUUAAAGUUUCCUGUUUGUUUUAAAACUCAGUGAAGGUUAAUAUUGUUUAUCCAUAAACUGUUUGCUACGCUGUGUUAAAAGCGGGUUUAAACAGUUCUGUGAGUAGUAAAUGUGCACUUACUUGUACAUGGAAAAUGAUAUUUCGCUGGUAUAUGCAAUUAUUAUUUAUUCACUAUUUUAUGUAUUUUCUUUGUAGCUCCUACGGUGCGUUUGUGGUUAAACUGCUCUUACAGUUCGCCAAAAGCAUCAGUGGGCUUCACUGUCAUCCAGCUGGGGUAGCUACAAGAAUGGAUGAUCAGGCAGUGGGCAGCACUGGGCUUUGGCCAGUUACCAGGAGAAGAGGAUUAAGGCAACAGCCCUUCCCAAAGUGCCAUGCCCCUCAUACAAGAGGCUGAAGUUUAUGAAGUCAGCUGGAAAGGUCAGAAACCUGCCAACACCUUCCCAUCUCGACUCGGAGGAGAGACGUAGGAUGGGGGGCGUGCUGUAUGCCAUGUAGAUGACUAUAUGUUUUGUGUGGCACCUGGAGAUUCGUUUUGAAGAAGCCGAUUAUUCUGUACAGGCAGCUUUUUACAGGCAGUACCCAGGUUACGGAUGAGAUCUGCUCCCUAAGUCUGUCUUUAAGUUGAAUUUGUAGGUAAGUUGAAAAAUAAUAGAACAGUACAUAAUAAUAUUAGUUAUACAGUAAUAAUAAAACUAUAUACUGUACUGUACUUUGAACUGAUGAACCGCUAAUGCUGUGCAUUGUUUUCACAAAGUCACAAAGUUGUGUGUGUAUUUGUCAUUCCAAACCAUUGUAUUUAAUCAGAAUUUCUAAUUUAAUAUGCUUUAUGGCAGUCCGUAAGUAUGAGUUGUCUGUAAGUCGGACGUUCUUAACCUGGGUACUGCCGAUAUAUGCCAAAAAACAGACCAAAACAGAGCAUAGAUGACUUAAAUGUGCACAGCAUCCUUGCAUGUAAAAUUUUGAAUGUUAAUUUAAAUAUUUUCAAUGUGACCAUUAUUUAUAAAAUUAUUGUGUGUUCUUGUGCUGCGAAAUAUGUUUAAUCUGUGUAUGACAUCAUUUCCAUAUGACUUUUAGGAAUGAUAGUGUCCUGCAGAGUUCAGAGAGUAAAAAUCCAAACCGGGAUUUUGUUUCAACCAACUAAUUGAGUACUUUGUGACUGUGACUGUUUAUGCUCAACUGGUUGGUUGAAACAAAAUCCUGGUCUGGACUUUUGCUCUCUGGAUCUGUUACCCAACUCUGGUGUCCUGUCAUGUUCCUCCUCCAUCAGCAGCUGGAGUUAUGGUUCAUCACUGUCAUGACUGUUGACCCUUGUGCACCCACAAGCUAUCCAUGUGUAGGCAUCAUUCCUUUCUCCACCCCACCCCAUCUCAUUUGUCUUCUGUCCAAGCUGCAAUUCAGAAACAAAUGGGAUAUUCAAAUCUGAACAUGCUGUUGCCCUCAGCCCACCAUGGACAUAAAAAGUCUAUGCACCAUUAUUUAAAUUGUAGGCUUUCAUGACGUGAAGCCAGAAAUCAACUUAAAACAUGAGACAUUUUUCCACCUUUAAUGCAACCCUGCAACCAACAAAAUAAAAGUGAAAACCAAUUAGAUAACAUAUUAUUAGAACAAGUAAAGGAAAUGAAAAACACCUCCUGAUGGGUACCUUUUAUCAAUAAGAUCUGAUAGAUGUUUUAUUAGCCCAUGCAGAUCACGGCUGACCCAGCGGGAUCGACCGUAAAAGUUUCAAGGGUCUCCUGCAGGAAUAGUUUGUUUUUAUUUGGGGUCAACGUCAUGAUGGCAGAUGUUUCUACUUAUCUUCAGAUAUUUUGGAUGUGAUUUAUUACCUCUGAAGACUGCUACAGCCCCCAUUUUCAAAGGGGGUGUGCGCACUUUUGUGACCAGGGUCAUGAGGACAUAUAAAAGAUGGAAAAAUGGCCGACGCGACAUCUUGAUUUUUUGGCUAUGCUUCACAAAAACCGGCAGUUUAGAUUGUGGUGUGUAGGUUUGGGUCCACUGUACGUCUGUGACGUUCUGACAUCAUGUAAGAACCAGAAAGCCCCCAAUAAAGGGAAGCUGACUUUG
This is a messenger RNA of Paramormyrops kingsleyae, 10093 nucleotides long. RefSeq names its product relaxin family peptide receptor 2a (gene rxfp2a). Gene Ontology annotation, cellular component: plasma membrane. Gene Ontology annotation, biological process: activation of adenylate cyclase activity; hormone-mediated signaling pathway; adenylate cyclase-activating G protein-coupled receptor signaling pathway. The record is from RefSeq and is a predicted model, not a curated record. Gene Ontology annotation, molecular function: protein binding; G protein-coupled peptide receptor activity. Lineage: Eukaryota; Metazoa; Chordata; Actinopteri; Osteoglossiformes; Mormyridae.